This is a messenger RNA of Penicillium longicatenatum, 1320 nucleotides long. RefSeq lists its product as uncharacterized. NCBI's taxonomy places the organism in Eukaryota, Fungi, Ascomycota, Eurotiomycetes, Eurotiales, Aspergillaceae. Gene Ontology annotation, biological process: L-aspartate biosynthetic process. The record is from RefSeq and is a predicted model, not a curated record. Gene Ontology annotation, molecular function: L-aspartate:2-oxoglutarate transaminase activity; pyridoxal phosphate binding. Gene Ontology annotation, cellular component: cytosol. The coding region runs from base 1 to 1320 and encodes 439 amino acids. The transcript has a single exon.
AUGCAUCAUCAAUCUUGCUUUGAAGAGCUGCCAGUUCUACCACUGGCUGAAUCCUUUGGACUCACUGCAGCCUACAACGCUGACUCGUUUCCUGACAAAGUCAAUCUCGGUCAAGGAGUCUAUCGUGACGAGAACUGCCAGCCAUGGGUUCUACCAAGUGUUCGAUCCGUGAGUCAUAACAUGCAAAUCGGUCCGUAUACAUUGAGCCUUACUAACAUCAAGCCCAAGGCUGAGGAGAGUCUCCAUAACCAAAAUCUCAACCAUGAAUACCUCCCUAUCACCGGUCACGCCGCUUUCAAUCAGAAAGCGCGAGAGCUUCUAUUCGGUGACGAGCUGGCAAAUCAUCAGAAUAUCCGCACUCUACAGACAAUAGCAGGAACGGGCGCAAAUCAUCUUGCCGCUUUGUUCUGUGCGCGCUACAUCCGCCCAAAGAACGUUUUCAUCUCCGACCCAACCUGGGAUAACCACUAUUCAAUCUGGGAGACUGCCGGUCCAGCUAUUAAUCAAAGGCUCUACCCGUAUUAUGACGCGGAGUCACGGACUUUCAACUUUGAGGGGAUGAUAGCUGAGCUCGAAAACUCAGCAGAAGAAAACGAUGUUGUGGUCCUGCAUCCUUGUGCUCAUAAUCCAACAGGACAUGAUCCGACACAUGAGCAAUGGAAAAGAAUUGUCGAUGUCGUGGGACGCAAGCGUCUCUUUGUCGUUUUUGACAGCGCCUAUCAAGGUUUUGCCUCAGGUGAUCCUGAUGCAGAUGCAUGGGCAAUCCGAUACUUCUACUCAACUUUUUUCAGUCAUUCAUCUGCGUCAAUGUCAGGUCCACCAUCCGGUAUGCUCGUCUGUCAGUCUUUUUCUAAGAAUUUUGGAUUAUAUGGUGAGCGUAUUGGGGCGCUGCAUCUUAUCACGCAUCCAUCUGUUUCCGCUGAGGGCGCGUACACGCACUUGAUUAAGUUGGCUCGCUCUGAGAUCUCUUGUCCUGCUUUAUCCGGCGCUCGAGUUGUGACUACCAUUUUGUCUGACUCUGGGCUACGUGCACAGUGGGAGAAAGAUGUGAAGACAAUGGCGUUGCGGAUCCAAGGGGUCCGAGUUGCCUUGAGAUCGGAAUUGGAGAAGAACAACACGAAAGGAGAUUGGUCGCAUAUCACGCGACAGAUCGGCAUGUUUAGCUACACUGGGCUAUCAAAAACACAAGUUCACCGAUUGAAAAAGGUGCAUCAUGUCUAUAUGCUUGAGAAUGGGCGCAUGAGCAUGAGUGGACUGAAUGGCAAGAAUGUCGGGUAUGUGGCUCGUGCAAUCAAGGAUGUGGUUGAGCAGACACAAUGA